This is a messenger RNA of Elaeis guineensis (African oil palm), 831 nucleotides long. RefSeq lists its product as uncharacterized. The record is from RefSeq and is a predicted model, not a curated record. NCBI's taxonomy places the organism in Eukaryota, Viridiplantae, Streptophyta, Magnoliopsida, Arecales, Arecaceae.
GGAGGAGAGAGAGAGAGAGAGAGAGAGAGGAGGUGGUGGUGCGAGAAUUGUAUUAUUAGAUGCUGCAGUUGCUGUUCGCGGUGGCGUUCUCGGCGGCGCCGCUGACGCUGUACGUGCCGCCGGUGAGGAGCCUCAACCCGUUCUUGGAAGCGGUGGAGAUGUUCGUCAGGGAGGCGGCCGUGUAUACUCUCCGCGCAUAUCCCCGCGUCCGACUCGGCCUUCGCCGGAUCUUUGCCUCCCUCAAUCGUGCCCUUAGCAAAUCCAAGAAGAAACGACGAAGGAAAGAAAUCCAGUUGGGUGGAAGGCUCCUUGUGACGCUUUCACUAGACUGGAUCUCUGGCGUUCUGAAACUAAUAGGGGCCAAGGAAAUGGGACAGCCAAAGCUCAUUUGUGGCAAGAAAGCCUAACCACUCGGCCACUUGGUCAACCGAAAGGGAGAGAAAGAAACAAGCAUUUUAGGCGAGCUGAUAUGGAGGAGGAAUGGUGGGGUCUGAUGUUUGGAUUGGUUGGUUUAGCGGCCUGGAUUCCUGUCUUAUGCUACAGAAGAUUAACGUUCACUGUUGCCAGAAUAAUAGUGAGAAGAAAGCUAUGAUGGCAACUCUCAAGCUCAGCCACACAAGAAAUUCCCCACGAACGGGACAUGAAUAGAAUGUGUUACGAUUCUUCAUGAAAUGCACCAAUUGCUUCAUGCCAUGUGGCAGAAGAAACAUUUGUGUCACUGAGCAAAUGAGCAGUGUUGUGUAGCAUUUCCUGUCUUGGUCUAUGUUUAAUUCAGAAUAUCAGGGAGAAUGACGAGUUACCAAUGAUAAAAGAAUAGCAUUACUCCUGAAA